Seminavis robusta is the source of this 1205-nucleotide messenger RNA. NCBI's taxonomy places the organism in Eukaryota, Bacillariophyta, Bacillariophyceae, Naviculales, Naviculaceae. The record is from the annotation of a GenBank genome assembly.
GGUGAGCGCCAUUUCUAAUCUUCCCGUUGGAAGAAGGGGCGGUGGAACGAGCGAGUGUGGCGGGUUGGUUUGAAAUUUACUUAGGCAAUCCGCAAUGGCGGGCAGGUUAGCCAUUGGUUCCGCUCACUUUUCUGAAACUCGAUCAAGUGUGGGCCCAUGGCCUCCGAAAAGAACCAUCUGAGGGUCUUUUGAAAUCCAGAUUCCAAGUGCUUGUCUGACGACGGACAGACAACACGAACGCAAGAGCGACGACUGCCGAUCCAAGGCUGGCAAUGGCGCUCUCCUUGCACUUGCUUGCCACACAUCGUCACAGCAAAGCGUGUUGAUUGUAUCGUUGGUCUAUUAGUACUCAUCAUCAUCAUCACCAUGUCUCCUCCUGUAACCACCUAUUGGCGCCUUGCCGGCAUGUCUUAUCUUCAAUACGUGAAUAAGGCAGCCAGCACAAUGCGAGGUGCUCUCAAGGAACCCGCAAAGACCAAGGCCAUGGCACAAGAAGCCUUCCAAUACAACACAUCCGUCUGGUCCGGUGGAGUUCAAGGAGCCAAGACUCCAGUCACCUCUAUGGGAGCUGCAGGAAAGUAAAUCUCUCACAACCCAGGUAGAUCAGAUCAAUCAAGGAAUAUAAACUUGGCUGUGUGGAUGGAUCCAAAGUAUAGUUCAUUGGCUUCCCCAUCACUGGCAUCGCGGAUAGCUUGGCUGCUGUUAGCUUGUGAGAGCUAUGGUUGGUAGUGAGUAGUGAUGGUCAUGGGUAUCCAAAAAGUGUUGUGGAGGAUUUAAAUUUCUAACUUUCCUAUUAUUAAUAAAGACUUCUUCAUCAUCUAUCUGGUUGAGGCAUAAGUGCUUGUAUAUCAUGCUGCCUAGCUAGCUAGAUAAGAUAGCCGUGCAACUCCUCCUCCUGGUGGUGGCUUUUACUAUUACAUGCAAUGUAGUCGAUUCGAUUCCUUGCGUGGAACGGAACCAACCUCCACCUCAACUCACCGCUAUAAGGUGAUCACAAAGAACGUCCUGGCACAUGGGUCUUUCGUGUACGUUAUGCUGCCUUGCCCAAGAGACUAAACUGCUGAAAAACUACAGACAAGGAAACAGUUUGUUCUAGCUACCACUAGCUAACUAAGGUGAGAUGGAUAGAAUAUACUGUAGGUGCAGCUUUACUGUAUUUGUUACACUACUGGUAUGAUUCUUUUUGUAGAAUGCUGCAUCUUUCU